This is a messenger RNA of Cannabis sativa, 3884 nucleotides long. Its product is annotated as fructose-bisphosphate aldolase 1, chloroplastic. NCBI's taxonomy places the organism in Eukaryota, Viridiplantae, Streptophyta, Magnoliopsida, Rosales, Cannabaceae. Gene Ontology annotation, biological process: fructose 1,6-bisphosphate metabolic process; glycolytic process. The transcript has 7 exons. Gene Ontology annotation, cellular component: cytosol. Bases 2509 to 3705 code for a protein of 398 amino acids. The record is from RefSeq and is a predicted model, not a curated record. Gene Ontology annotation, molecular function: fructose-bisphosphate aldolase activity.
CUCAAAUUCGUACAAACUCUCCUUAAACCCUAAAUUCUCUCCCUCCAAUUGGGUCUCUCACCCAACCCACUUCGUCAGCUUUCCACCCUUCACCGCUAGCAGCCAUGGUUCUAAGAGAUGAUGUGGCAGAAGGUUCAUCUUCUCCUCAAGAGUCUGAUGAGAAAAAUGAAGCUCUUUCACUAGAAGAUAUCGCUUGGGUCGAUUCUUGUUUGAUCAAAGAAUCUGAAGUUUCUGAUGGUAACUGGAAUUCUGUGACUGAUGCUUUGCUAGAAAUUCUGAGCUCUAAUCCUGGUUUGUAUAAUUCUGCAUCUGUUAGUGAUGAAUGUCCUCAAGAAAAAGAUGUUGAGAUGGUUAAUUCCACCGAAACUGCAGAAGAUGGUCAGCUUUCGGGAACAAGGGCAGAAAAUGAGGAUGAGUCUCCAAAACAUGUUAACAGUCUUCUGUCCAUUACCGAAGAAGCUGGAAGUAGCAGUGACAUUUCUCCAAUAAGGGACCCUAAUGAUUUGCAGUCACUCUCUUUUGUAGGAAAUCCAUUUUUGCCAACCUACAUAGAAGGCUCAAGCGCAACUAAAACUAUCGAGUUAGAAACUGAUCCGAGUUAUUCAGUGGACGAGAUAGAACCGUUAGCUGAUGAUAUCUUCAAGGUAUGGGAUUUGAGUAUUCCAUCAGAAGAAAAUGUGCUUGACAAGCAGUUGAACAAGAUCCUUGAGGAAAGUGACCCUCAGUUCAAACCAUCAACUCUUAAUGAUUCCGAUAUCCAGAAAGAUUUGAAAGAAGUCUCACUUGAGGAUGUAAUUGCUGCAAUCGCGGGUAUCUCUAUAAAUAAAAAAUGAAAACUCUAGUUAGGUAAAACAAAGAGAAAAAGAAAUCCAUGUUGCUCAUUUUUCUUCUUGUCACAUAUAGUGACACUAACAAGGGCAUUUGGUUUCAUAGAGAUUAGAAUAGUGUCCUCAUUUCAGAGUGUAAUUCUCUGUAUUUAUGGUGAAAACAGAAGUAUUUGAGAGUAGGUGGUAAAAAAAUUAUUAAUGAUUAUUAGGUUUGAACCUCAAAAUAAUCAUCUUGCCAAAUUGCCUUUACCACAUAACUACAGCCCUAAAAUGUGUGUUGAUGCUUCUUUAUUGUAUCUAUGGUUUGGAUACUUUUCUGGGCAAUUUUUAUUUUUAUGAAUUUUUUAAAGUAAAAUUUAUAAAAAUAUGAUUUGUUUUUUUGAAAAAUUAUUUUGUGGGUCAAAUUCAAAAAGAGAAUUAAAAAUAUGAGAAAAACAAUUUAGGGUAACCGGUUACUAGGAGGUUACUACUUACCUCUACACUUUGUUUUUGAAUUUUCUUGUGAAAUAACUUUUUUGUGUUUUUUUUUGGAAUUUUCAUACCACAUACUGAAGUUUUCUAUUUUUUUUUUUCUUUUUUAUUGUGGGAUAAGAUUUAAAAAAAAAACAUUCUGUAUUGUGUUAAGUUUUCACUGUUGUCUUUUAGUUGUUUUACUGUAAAUUUUAAUUGUUCUGUUUUAUUGUUUUACAGUUAUUUUAUAAAAAUACAGUAUUUUUGUAAAAAUUUUCGAGUGGCAGUAAAAUUAUAAAUUUUUGUUCAAAAUUCAACAUUUUUGUAAAAUCUCUUUUUUUUUUUUCUUUUGGGAAAACAACUUCAUUUUUUACCCCCACCACUAUUUUUAAUGUUUGAAAUUUAUUCUUCUCGUCCAUGUCUAAUUCUUUUAUAAGUUCUUUUCAGCCUCAUGUUGGUUAACAACUAGCCAAGAGUGGCUGCAACCACCUAAUAAGAGCUUCUAAGGUUCUAUUAUUAAAACAACACACACAUAGAUUUCAAUUUUCAACCACUUCUAGUUGACAAAGAAUCUACCUUGCAUUAGUCUAAGACUAAAUAUUUAUUAAAGGGUCCCAAUUCAUGACAUGUCAUAUAUUCAAUGGUUAUGUGGCACAAAAAAUCAUAAACACUAUGACAUGGCUACAUAAGAACCGUUUACAUAACAAAAUUACAUCUCAAAUCUUAUGAUUAAACCAUAGCCAUUUGUUACUAAGAAGCAAAGAUACAACAAGUAAAGAAGGAUUACAGCCUCAUAUUUACUUUUCCAGAGGAAUCUCCCAAAAACUAUUGUUUGUUUGGAUUAUUAUAUAGGUUGAGCAUGAUACAUUUGUCUUCUACUCUAACUGACUCAAAAAUAAUAUCACAAUUUUUUUUUCAUUUUUUUCCCAAAAUCAAUAUAUUAAAGUCAUUUUAAGAGGUGAGCAAGAAACCCCAUGUAUGAACCACACUUACUUUGAGGCUGCCAAGUCAGCAAGUUAUCAUCCACUUGGCGAAACGGGACUGGUUAGCUCACAGCAGCCUCAUAUUGGCCAUCCUCUUUAGAGCAGCAUCACCUAGGCAACUAUAAAAAAAACAGACUAGUGAUAUGAGAGUGAAUGCAUUUGUGGCUUUGCCAAAGGAGAGAAGAUAAGAUAACAAGAAAAAUUCUUCUUUCUCUCAAGUAAAGUAAAAGAAAGAAAGAAAGAAAAAAAUGGCUGCAACCUCAGCUUCUCUCCUCAAGUCAGCUCCAGUUCUUGACAAGUCUGAGUGGGUUAAGGGACAGAACCUUCGCCAGCCUUCAGUCUCGGUUGUUCGGUGCCUCCCUACCGCCUCAUCUGCUCUCACCGUGCGCGCUAGCUCCUAUGCUGAUGAGCUUGUCAAGACCGCGAAAACUGUUGCCUCACCAGGGCGUGGAAUCUUGGCCAUGGAUGAGUCAAAUGCUACCUGUGGGAAGCGUCUGGCCUCGAUUGGCCUAGAAAACACUGAGGCCAAUCGCCAGGCUUACCGUACUCUCCUUGUCUCAGCCACUGGACUUGGAAAGUACAUCUCUGGUGCCAUCCUUUUCGAGGAGACUCUUUACCAAUCCACUGUUGAUGGUAAAAAGAUGGUUGAUGUUCUUAAGGAACAAGACAUUGUUCCUGGUAUCAAAGUUGACAAGGGUUUGGUGCCUUUGGCUGGUUCCAAUGAUGAAUCAUGGUGCCAAGGUCUUGAUGGCCUUGCUUCUCGCACUGCUGCUUACUACCAACAAGGAGCUCGUUUCGCCAAAUGGCGUACUGUUGUGAGCAUUCCCAAUGGCCCAUCAGCUCUGGCUGUGAAGGAAGCCGCUUGGGGUCUAGCCCGCUAUGCUGCUAUCUCCCAAGACAAUGGUUUGGUCCCAAUUGUUGAGCCAGAGAUCUUACUUGAUGGUGAGCAUGGUAUUGAUAGGACUUUUGAGGUUGCUCAAAAGGUUUGGGCUGAAGUUUUUUACUACCUUGCUGAAAACAAUGUCUUCUUUGAGGGUAUCCUUCUCAAGCCAAGCAUGGUUACUCCUGGUGCUGAGUGCAAGGACAGAGCCACACCCGAGCAAGUCGCAGACUACACCCUCAAGCUCCUCCACAGAAGAAUCCCCCCAGCUGUUCCAGGAAUUAUGUUUUUAUCAGGUGGACAAUCUGAAGUUGAGGCAACUUUGAACUUGAACGCCAUGAACCAAUCACCAAACCCGUGGCAUGUGUCCUUCUCUUAUGCUAGAGCUCUUCAGAACACUUGCUUGAAGACAUGGGGAGGCAGACCAGAGAAUGUGAAGGCUGCUCAGGAGGCACUCCUUAUCCGAGCCAAUGCCAACUCGCUUGCUCAGCUAGGCAAAUACACCGGCGAGGGAGAGUCAGAAGAGGCCAAGAAAGGAAUGUUUGUCAAGGGCUACGUUUACUAAGCAACAAUAUGUUGAAAAAGCUUUGUAGAUGAUGAAACAAGAGUUUGGUCAAAAUUGAAAAAUGAAAAAUGAAAUGAAUUGUAUUGCUCUAUAUAGCUCCAUGGAGGAAAAGACUAUUUUUGUUAAAUGAUGACAAUGUCCUUUUUAGCAGCUUAAUAAACUUGUUCCUGGUGAGUUUA